CGCGUUGAGUUUUUAGAUUUUUAUUUAUUUAUUUAUCUUUUAUUUUAGUUUAUUUAAUUUUUUCGAAUGUACUGUAGCCAUCUGAUAAUAAAGGCUUUUGCCAUGGAUAUACUAAAGUUUUAAACCCUAGAUUAGAGAUGCACUCUCUAUUAUCGGACUUUGUUUGAAGAUCAUUUUAUCGAUCCACUGGCAUCUGAAGGAUCAGGUGUCUGAUCAGAAAUCACUGACCAUUUGACACAAGAUCAACAUCAAAAUGCGAUUGCUUUGCCUGUUCCUGCUGGUGUCUGGUACUUCCUGCUGGUGGUUUUUCUCAGAGGACGACAAGAAGGAAACUAACAAGAAGAAAGGGGACAAGGAGGAAACUUAUUACAAGGAGGAACAUUACAUGAAAGAAAGUGUUGGGACAGUGAUUGGAAUAGACCUUGGGACGACCUACUCAUGUGUUGGAGUGUUCAAGAACGGCCGUGUUGAGAUCAUCGCCAAUGACCAGGGAAACCGCAUCACUCCAUCAUACGUGGCCUUCACCGCCGAAGGUGAGCGUCUCAUCGGAGACGCUGCGAAGAACCAGCUGACCUCCAACCCCGAGAACACCGUCUUUGAUGCCAAGAGGUUGAUCGGCCGCACAUGGGGCGACUCGUCCUUGCAGGAGGACAUUAAAUACCUGCCUUUUAAGGUUAUUGAGAAGAACAACAAGCCUCACAUCCAGCUGGACAUCGGAUCAGGUCAGAUGAAGACUUUCACCCCUGAGGAAAUCUCUGCUAUGGUUCUGACUAAAAUGAAGGAGACUGCGGAGGCUUACCUGGGAAAGAAGGUCACACAUGCUGUGGUCACUGUGCCUGCUCGUUUCAAUGAUGCCCAGCGCCAGGCCACCAAAGAUGCAGGAACCAUCGCUGGUCUGAACGUCUUGAUGAUCAUCAAUGAGCCAAGUGCCGCUGCCAUCGCUUAUGGUCUUGACAAGAAGGACAGUGAGAAGAACAUCCUGGUGUUUGAUCUUGGUGGCGGCACCUUCGGUGUUUCCGUGUUGACCAUCGAUAACGGUGUCUUCGAGGUGGUGGCCACCAAUGGAGACACUCACCUGGGUGGCGAAGACUUCAAUCAGCGCGUCAUGGAGCACUUCAUCAAGCUCUAUAAGAAGAAGACUGACAAGGAUGUGCGUAAGGACAACCGUGCUGUGCAGAAGCUGCGUCGUGAGGUGGAGAAGGCCAAAAGAACCCUGUCCACCCAGUAUCAGGCCCGCAUCGAGAUCAGGUCAUUCUUCGAGGGUGAAGACUUCUCAGAGACGCUGACUCGUGCCAAGUUUGAGGAGCUCAACAUGGACUUGUUCCGCUCCACCCUGAAACCAGUGCAGAUGGUUCUAGAAGACUCGGACCUGAAGAAGUCUGACAUUGACGAGAUCGUCCUGGUCGGCGCCUCCACUCGUAUUCCUAAGAUCCAGCAGCUGGUGAAGGAGUUCUUCAACGGCAAGGAGCCGUUCAGAGGAAUCAACCCCGACGAGGCCGUGGCUUAUGGAGCCGCCCUCCAGGCUGGAAUCCUGUCAGGAGAAGAGGACACUGGUGAUCUGGUGCUUCUGGACGUGUGCUCUUUGACCCUGGGCAUUGAGACUGUUGGAGGAGUGAUGACCAAACUCAUUCCCAGGAACACCAUUGUGCCCACCAAGAAAUCACAGAUCUUCUCCACCGCUUCUGACAACCAGCCAACCGUGACCAUCAAAGUUUAUGAAGGUGAGCGUCCGCUGACCAAGGAUAACCACCUUCUGGGCACCUUUGACCUGACCGGCAUCACUCCGGCUCCCCGCGGCGUCCCUCAGAUCGAGGUCACCUUUGAGAUUGACUUAAGCGGCAUCCUGCGCGUCACCGCCGAGGACAAGUGCACAGGCAACAAGAACAAGAUCACCAUCACCAACGAUCAGAACCGACUGACGCCCGAGGACAUCGAGCGCAUGGUGAACGAGGCCGAGCGCUUUGCCGACGAGGACAAGAAGCUGAAGGAGCGCAUCGACGCCCACAACGAGCUGGAGUACUACGUCUACUCCUUGAAGAACCAGAUCGGGGACAAAGAGAAGCUGGGCGGCAAACUGUCAUCUGAAGACAAAGACGCCAUCAAGAAGGCCAUUGAGGAGAAGAUCGAGUGGCUGGAGUCUCACCAGGAUGCGGAUCUUGAGGACUUCCAGGCUAAGAAGAAAGAGCUGGAGGAAGUCGUGCAGCCCAUCGUAAGCAAGCUGUAUGACAGCGCGGGCGGCACACCAUCAGAGGAUGGUGAUGAAAAGGACGAGUUGUAGACCGUCCGGAUAUGAGACAGGUGAAUGGAAAGCUUUAAAUCUCUUCAGAAAAGACUUGUGGGAAGUGUUAGAGAGCUGUGUUUGUUGUUGGUUUUUUUUUUUUUUUUUUUUUUUUUUCGUUCUGAUUUUGUCAGCCCGGUUUGAGGUUUGAUUACAGGUGGGGAAAAAACUAUUUACAUAUGUAUCUUAAUUCUAACUUCUAAAUCGAUUUUUUUUAAAGUGUUAAAUUUGGCACGUUAGAGUUAUUCGUCACAGAAGGCCAUGAAAAAGGAUUGUGUUGCAGUGUUGUUGUUGACGGACACAAAGCCAAAGCACGGGCACAAAUUCCGCCUCUCAGAUGCAUGUGAUCCCGAAAUUAUUCUCUUUCACAUCAUAUUACAAUUAACCCUUGUGCAGCCUUUUGGACAUUUUUGUUUUUUUCAGUCUUGUUUUUUGUGAUCAUUUCUCCCGUGUUA
Messenger RNA from Labeo rohita (rohu), 2733 nucleotides. Its product is annotated as endoplasmic reticulum chaperone BiP-like. Gene Ontology annotation, molecular function: ATP binding; ATP-dependent protein folding chaperone; heat shock protein binding. Bases 254 to 2278 code for a protein of 674 amino acids. The transcript is spliced from 9 exons. NCBI's taxonomy places the organism in Eukaryota, Metazoa, Chordata, Actinopteri, Cypriniformes, Cyprinidae. Gene Ontology annotation, cellular component: membrane; endoplasmic reticulum chaperone complex; endoplasmic reticulum lumen. Gene Ontology annotation, biological process: cellular response to unfolded protein; protein refolding; endoplasmic reticulum unfolded protein response. The record is from RefSeq and is a predicted model, not a curated record.